Molecule: messenger RNA, 1492 nt
Organism: Centruroides sculpturatus (bark scorpion)
Lineage: Eukaryota; Metazoa; Arthropoda; Arachnida; Scorpiones; Buthidae
Product: RING finger protein PFF0165c-like
Exons: 8
Coding region: 100-1056 (318 amino acids)
Source: RefSeq, a predicted model, not a curated record
UUCUUCGUCAAAAUUUGAAAUAUUUAAAUCUAUUGUUUACCUUUCCACUUUCUGACAUUGUUCUCUGUUGUAACAUAUAUUAAAAAUUGGGAUAAAAUUAUGGAAGAAGUUAUACAAAACCCUUGUAAGCAUCAAAUAGUGAAAACUAUUAGUUUAGAAAAGUUUUUGGAGGAAUUUAAUGAAUGGAAAAAAGCUGCCAAUCUAAUAUUAAAAGAAAAUAUUAUUUUAAAAGAAGAAAUAAAAGCUUUAGAAAACAAAUUAGAUGCGGCAGAAAAAAGAGAGGAUCUCAAUUUAAAAGAAAUAGCCAAAAUAUCAUCGGCAAUGAAUAGUUUACACGAGACUAUUGGCAACUUAAUUCAUCUAGAAGAUGAGAAUAAAAAUAUGAAAGCUGAAAUAUCUUCACUGAAUAUUGAAAAAGAAAAAAUUGAAAAACUUCAUAUUGAAAAUGAAAAGAUAUUCAAUCAACAAAUACAAGAAUUAACAGAAAACUUCAAUUCAGAUAUAAAAAAUAUAAAAGAAGAAAAUGAAGAAAAUAAAAAAAAUAUCCAUUCAAUGUAUGAAAAAAAAUUAAAGGAACGAGAUGAUGAGUUAAAUGCGAUAAAUACAAAAUUUACCAAACAAAUUAAGGAAAAAACAGACAGUAUUGCUAAAUUAGAACUUGAGUAUGAAGGCAAAAUUACAAAACUGAAAGAUCAGUUAUUAAAAUCAACUAAAUUAACUAAUUCUGAAACAAAUAAUAUUCAAGAGAUUUAUAGACAGAAACAACAACAGAUGAAACAGAAAUAUGAAACAACCAUAUCCAUGUUAAAUGAAGAACUUAAUAAACUGAAAAAUCAAACUUCCACUAAAAUAUGCAAUUCAAAUUUGACAGAUGAACUUAAACAAAAUACAUCAAGCGAAAGCAAGAGCAUAAAUAUAAAAAGCAUAGCAAAAAUCUUAAAUAAUGGAAUAGUAUCAAAUGGAAAUCCUACAAAAAAUACUAUGGAAAAUAAGGGAAAUGCAAAAUCACUCAGUAAGAAAAGAAAGUUAUUUCAACCAGAUAAAUCUUAUUUAUAAUUUGAUAUACUCAUAAAUUGACAUUAUUAUUUGGGUUUUGUGUUACAAUAAAAUUUGAAUAGUUUUGAGUCUUAACUAGCAGCUCAUUACAAAAUGAUAGAUUUAAUUUUUGGAUAAAAGAUUUUUCUACUUAAAUUGAUUACUGUGUACAUUUAAGUUAAAAUAUUAUUGAAGGAUUUUCUUGUUUAUUUUUAAACUAUUUUUUGAUUGUUACAAAUUCUGGUCAUAAUUCUGUUUUUGUAUGGUGUGAUGGAAUAAAAAAGACUUUUGCUACCACCAGAAAUUAAUUAAUUACUAAUUUUAUUCAACAACAAAAUUUAAAUUACAUAAAGUAUAAAAGUUAUUCACAAAAAAAUGAAGAAGAUUCAAUUAAUAAUGCCAAAAUAUACAUUACUCUUUGUUCUUUAAGCAUAGUUUCUUAAAAUAUUAUGAACCA